UCCCCUGGAUGACUAUGCCAAUUGUUCUGUGAAUGGGGUUCAUGUUUAGGUCAGAGCCCUAACAUGGCCCUGUCCUCUGUCUUGGUAUACAGAUCCAUCUGUAAUGAGGGUGUCUUAGAUCUGGGACCAUGACAAUUAUAUAUGCUACUGUAUCUGCAGGUGCUAUAGCCCUCCACCUCUGUGGGUUUGUCAAGAGAGACCCACAUAGGUCAUAAGCUUUCCCAUGUUGUUCAGAAUCUGUUAAGAGUUUGUUUCUCAUGAAUGUCUGCCUCUUCCUUCCUGUCUUCUGUGGCCCAGUGUCUGGAGUUCAGUCAGCCUUACUUUUCUGAGGGGCAUUGCUCUGUAAUUUUCUCUGGAAUGACCCUUUUGGCUUUUUCUGGAGAUAGGGCAAGUGUCAGUGUAUGACCUCUCUGUUUUGUAUGUAUGAGUGCUUUUCUGCACAUGUGUGUCUGCACAUCAUACAUGCAAAGCUUGUAGGGAAGGUAGAAGACAUUGUUAGACCCCGGAGCUGGAGUUGAGCAGAUGGUUGUUGGCUGCUCUGUGGGUGCUGGGAACUGAAUCCUGGGUCCUCUGCGAGAGCUGCAGGUGCUCUAAAGCACUGAGCUGUUUCCUCCUUGCCUAUGCUCCCUCCCACAGUGUUUGUGUUUGUUUUUUGACCUGACUCACUUCUCCCUGUGGCUUUGUGUGCUUUAAUGUUUCAGUGCCUCUAGAAGGCUCUGAACCAAUAUCCAGGACUCACUCAUGUAGGGCCUUUUCUUCUUGGACUGAAAGCUAGUAUCUCCCAAACACGUCUCUAGCUAUAGUUUUCCUGAAUGUUCCUUGACACCCUUCUUGUGUCUGCAAUGGCCCUCUUCAGUAGGCUCCACCUAGACACUUGCUGUUUUCUGCAUAUCUGAUGCCCAGCCAUCCAAGGCCAUGACUGGCUGGGAGUCUUCGGCUUGGUUUCUGUUGCAUGCAUACCCUCUCCAUCCCCUUUAGUGUCUUUGUCCAAGUCGUGCCUUGUCUUUUCUGUUGCUGUGACAGAAUACCAUGACCAAGGCAACUUAUAAAAAACAAAACAGCAUUUUAUUUCGGGAACUCAGCGUUCCAAAGUGUUAGACCUUGACCAUCGAGGCAAGGAGCACGGCAGGCGGGCAGGCAGGCACUGGAGCAGUAGCCAGGGGCUUCCAUCUCGUCCACCAGCAUGGGGCAGAGCAAGAGCUAACCGGAAAGGACAGAAGCUCUUGAGGUCUCAAGGCCUCCUCCCAGUGGCACACCUGUCCAACAAGGCCAGACCUUUCCAAACAGUUCUACCAAGUGGGGACCAAGCUUUCCUAUAUAUGAGUGGGGCAUAGGGGAUCCUUUUUCUAAUCAACCUUUAGCUUGGGUGUGAUAUACAGGGCCAGCCUGGUGCUGCCCCCUUUCCCUGUGGCUCUAAGGAGCCUGACCAGGUCACCCUCAGUGCUUUGGUUGUACCUCUUGCCCCACUUCUUCUCUGUCUUCACUGACAAAGAACAGUCCCUUCGUGUUAGGAUUUCAUCUUUCUGGAAAUGGCAGGUCAGGCUGCUUAUCCAUGCUUGUAUUCCUGAUGCUGGCCUCCUCGAGAUCCCUUUUCCUCAUCUAUGAUUGCCUGUCUGUCCUACACUCAGAGGUAGGUUACGUCCCUGAACUCUUUGCUGCCUCUCUACCUAGAGGCUCAUGAGGAAUGCUAACUUCCAGAGUAGAGCACUCGGCCAGCUCUUGGUUUUAUUCCUUUCUUUCCCAUGGGGGAUGCCAGUGGGGGUUUCAACUUUUUAGGCCAAAAUCUGGGCUGAUUCUAGACUCUGACUCUUACCUGUAAUGAAUUUCUGUUUAGCCUAUGCUCAUCCCUUCUCUGUCCUGUUCUAGUCCACAUCUUGUCUUGUACUUCAUUGUUAGUCCUUUCUUUCAUCCUGGACUUCUUCAAAUAACAACCAAGUCAUCUCCAUAUGGUUACCACAUCAUGACCUGCCCUAUCCCUUGACCUUACUCUGCCCUGACACACAAGCCCUUAGAUGGCAGCUCUGUCUGUGUUACUCACAUACUCCUACUCAGGGCCUCUGUAUGCUUCAUGACCUGCCCAGCCUGCUCCCAUGCCUCUGCUGACCACAGUCUGCAUAGUUUUUCUCCCCUAGCAGCCCCUUUGCAUCCCUGCUGGGGCUCUCUGUACAUCUACUGCCUGCCCUAUUUGCUUGCUUCCUCUGCUUGCCUUUACUGACAUAUCAGCCAAGGGAAGUGCUGCUUUGUAUCCUUGCUGCUGUGGCAGGACUUUGUGAGUAGUGAGAAAAUACCAGCUCUCCCGAGCUCCUUUCAAGUUUCCCAUUAACGAGAAGGGGCUGUGUGUGGUUCCCUAGUGCAGUGGUUCUCAACUUAAACGUCACAGCCACUUUCACAGGAGUCACAUAUCAGAUAUUUACAUUACAAUUCAUAACAGUAGCAAAAUCCUAGUUAUUUGUAACAAGGAAGUGAUUUUGUGGCUGGGGUCCCCAUAGCACAAGGAACUGUAUUAAAGGGUCACAGCGUGAGGAAGGUUGAGAGCAUCUGCUCUAGAGCCGUCCAGCCUUGGCCUCUUCUCUUCCUAGGCCUACCAGGACCUUGCAGCUUAGAUCCUUGGUAAUUGUCCACAUUGGGGAAGGUCCCUUCUUGCUCUCUGUCUUCUCACUGAUUAAUAGACCUGCACCACCCCAUAGCACCCAGGUUACAUCAUUUCUACACAGCAUGGCUGCUGUCUGCUCUUCUUUCAGAGCCAUAAGUCUGCAGCCAUGCUUCCUCCCAACUGCUGGCCUCAGUUGUGCUGUUGGUUAGAUUUCUGGGCUGUCAGCUCACAGUGAGGCGUUGGAAGAGAAGCUGCUCAUCAGUGAGCUGGACCGGCCUCCAUACUGGAAACUGGCUGUAUUCGACACAUGGAGCUCCCUGGCUGUUCACAUAGCAAUGGACAACACUGUGGUGAUGGAGGAAAUCAGAAGAUUGUGCAGGGCCAGCCUUCCCUGUGCCGGGGCCGCUGCACUAUCCAUGGAGUCAGAGAGGCACUGUAACGGGCUCCCUGCUGGAGCUGAAGUCACCAACAGGCCCUUGGCCUGGAGACCAUUAGUGCUUCUCAUCCCUCUUCGCCUGGGACUGACAGACAUCAAUGAGGCCUAUGUGGAGACGCUGAAGCACUGUUUCAUGAUGCCCCAGUCCCUGGGUGUUAUUGGAGGGAAGCCCAACAGUGCCCACUACUUUAUUGGCUACGUUGGUGAGGAGCUCAUCUAUCUGGAUCCCCAUACUACACAGCCUGCAGUGGAGCUGACAGACAGCUGCUUUAUCCCCGACGAGAGCUUCCACUGCCAACACCCUCCCUGUCGGAUGGGCAUUGGGGAGCUUGACCCAUCCAUUGCCGUGGGGUUUUUCUGUAAGACCGAGGAAGACUUUAAUGACUGGUGCCAGCAAGUCAAAAAGCUGUCCCAGCUUGGAGGUGCCCUGCCCAUGUUUGAGUUGGUGGAACAGCAGCCUUCCCAUCUGGCCUGCCAGGAUGUCCUGAACCUGUCCCUAGAUUCUUCUGAUGUAGAGAGACUGGAGAGGUUCUUUGACUCUGAGGAUGAAGACUUUGAAAUCUUAUCCCUCUGAAAAUCCUGGGGUUGGGGGAUGGCCUCCAUGGCCCUCAUUGGGGUGCGUUGAGAACCCAGACCUGCCUUGGGCACUCAGUGUCACCGCAUUCCAUCCACCCAGCCCACCCUGCUGAGUGCUGUCCGCCUGUGCCACCUCUGUCCCGAGGGCCUGCUCUGCUCAUGGACCAAGGACUGUGGUGCCUGGAGGCCUUACUGCUUGGAGUCAGACUGCCUAAGCCCAAACACACAAGGGCCUGUCCACAUGAAGGCGCUCACCAGAAGGCCUAGUCAGGAAGAGCAGUGGGUCGGGAGCGCCCAGCAUUCUCCACUCGACACUGCCAGCCCUGGUCAGCGCAUCAGCUUGGUUCUGCUUUCUCCUGGGCACCUGGGUCUGUGGUUUAUUUGGAAUUAAAGCCCUGUUUGAAGUUGUUUAACAAAGACAUGAAUUUCUGGGGCACUUCCCAGGUCAGUCUUAGAAGAUCUGCAGGUUGGCGUGUACAGAGUGACAGCCACAUCAUGGCCUCAUAACUGCUGGGCAGGGUGAGCUUUUGUGCUGUCUCCUCUGCCCAGUGUGAUUAUCAAGGGCUACCUCAGUGGGAAAGCAUAUGGAGAGAAUCCCAGCAAGGCUGCUAUUUGCUUUGGAGAAAAAGUAUUCUUGUGGGGCAUUUGGAAAAUCCAAAGAUACCAGUGUGCAUGGGCACAAUAUGGACACCUGAACCUUGGAGCAGCUGACAAGUUUCUAGUGCUUCUGGAGUUGUGGUCUUGAGGUUCUCCAUUAGGCCCUCACUAGGGAAGAGCUAUGUCUCCUAUAUGGGGUUGAUGGGUUUCAUGACACGCUGCCUGCUGCUGUUAGCUUGCCACCCAGCUUCCCUCUGGGAGGAAAGGGAGGGGGGGAGCAGAGCUGUUCUUUGCUUGUGACACUGUGCCCACUGGUAGUAGGGCACACACUGCUAUUUGAGCCUUCCUCCAUGUUCUUUCCCUUCUCAGAAACCCUCCUGGGACAUAGGAAAUUUUAGAUGGUUUGGGGCCAACAAGGUAAAAGUACUGCAGCUUUCGGUGCAGAGUAGACAUUUAGACAGAGCAGGUAGCUCCAGGCACCAGUGGGUGAAGAGUUCAGCUCUCCUUGGCACUCAUUUCCAUACCUGCCACCUAACCUUGGCUUCCUGGGCCUUCAAGCUUUGGGUGCUCUAGGUCUGCUGUCUUAGAAAAGCACCUUUCCUCCCCCUAGAUAGGAAACAGGGUAUGGCAUUGUGGGGAGGCCCAUGCAACAAACAGCCUUUGCUAAAAAUCCUCCCCAAGAGCCUGUAGAUGGGUGAGGCUGGAGCUACUCCAGAUACAGCAGCUCUAAGUAGCCCACGAGGUAGCAAGAGAUCCUGCCUAUCAACAUCAGAUAUGUUGAUGACAUAUUUAUUUCAUCUUAUUCCUCUCUCCCGUAUCUUGUCCCUUGACUUCAGAUGGGGUGGGACAGGAAGACUAGGGCAAUUCCCAUUCCUCUGGAGCUUGCUUCCUGGUCCAGGAGCCAUUGUGCUGUUGUCGACUAGGGUCUUGUUGUAACUCCUGCUGUUGGUAGCAAGGGUGGAUGUCUGGAACCCGACAACCUGAAGGACCUCUCAGGGCUCAAGAAAGGCCUCCUGAGGUUGUUCAUUCUUCGUAGUGUAGUUUGCAAUCCUUAACAGUAAAUAAUAAGUUUCAGUAGAAAA
Molecule: messenger RNA, 5284 nt
Organism: Rattus norvegicus (Norway rat)
Lineage: Eukaryota; Metazoa; Chordata; Mammalia; Rodentia; Muridae
Source: RefSeq, a predicted model, not a curated record